This is a messenger RNA of Spinacia oleracea (spinach), 1721 nucleotides long. RefSeq names its product protein RICE SALT SENSITIVE 3. Lineage: Eukaryota; Viridiplantae; Streptophyta; Magnoliopsida; Caryophyllales; Amaranthaceae. The record is from RefSeq and is a predicted model, not a curated record. Bases 288 to 1493 code for a protein of 401 amino acids. The transcript is spliced from 7 exons.
AACAUUACAAUAUCAUUCAAUUACAUUUUUACCAAAUCCCCCCUACUCUCUUUCUACCUCUCUCCCCCCACACCACACCUCUUUUGCUUGCUUGGGAAAAUCGAAGUCUCUUUAAAAGGGAAAAAAAAACAGAGUAAAUACAAAAGUGGGGGAAGUGAGAGUGAUGAAGAAAGCAGUCACCUUUGUGGUUGCUAUUUUGCUUAACAUUUGUUAGAUAGAUAGAAACAACUACCCUCCUCUGUUUUUAAUAGAGAGAGAAAGUGCUGUUUGUUUAGAGAGAGAAAGAGAUGGCGGGCUCAGGAACAGGAGGAGGAGAUAGGAGCAAAGAGGCAGUUGGGAUGAUGGCCCUUCAUGAGGCCCUCAGAGGCGUAUGUCUUAACUCAGACUGGACUUACUCUGUCUUCUGGACCAUCCGUCCUCGCCCGAGAGUUAGAGGUGGAAAUGGUUGCAAAGUUGGUGAUGAUAAUGGAAGCUUGAUGUUGAUGUGGGAAGAUGGGUAUUGCCGAGGAAGAGUUGCAGAUUGCUUGGAAGAGAUGGAUAGUGAAGAUCCUGUCAGGAAGUCAUUCAGCAAGAUGUCCAUCCAGUUAUAUAAUUAUGGAGAAGGGUUAAUGGGGAAGGUUGCUUCUGAUAAAUGUCACAAAUGGGUUUUCAAAGAGCCUUCAGAAUGUGAACCAAAUAUAUCAAACUACUGGCAGAGCUCCUUUGAUGCUCUUCCUACUGAAUGGACUGAUCAAUUUGAAUCUGGUAUUCAGACGAUUGCUGUAAUUCAAGCUGGUCAUGGUCUUCUUCAAUUAGGCUCCUGCAAGAUUAUACCGGAAGACCUGCACUUCGUGCUACGAAUGAGGCAUACCUUUGAAUCUUUAGGCUAUCAAUCGGGGUUCUAUCUUUCACAACUUUUCUCCUCAACCAGAAAUGCUUCCUCUUCUUCAACUAUCCCCACAAAGCAGCCUGGAACUUCCUUGGGGCCUCCUCCGCUAUUCAACUGGGGCCCACGACCCCUAUCUCCGGCUUCAAUGUUAGCACCUCACAAUUUCCAGAGACCUCUUGGAUUCGCCCCUGCAAAAGACGAACCCCACAUGUUUUUAAUGCCUCACUCGGCAGAGAAUCGAAUGGAUGAAAUGAUGGGAGGAGAACACGAAUCUGAUAUAAAGUGGCCAAAUGGCCUUUCUUUCUUCAAUGCUUUAACCGGAAGGGCUGAUGAAGCAAAGCUAUUGUUCAACCCGGAGAACUUGGGUCACAAGCCUGAUCAAAGCUCUAACCCUGAGGGAUCAAACCAGAAUAUGCAAGGUUCAAACCCGAAUGAUUUCUUGAGCUUGGAUAGUCAUCAAGAGCAAAUGAGAAAGAGUAUUGAAAACAAAUUCAAAAGGAGCUAUACAUUACCUGCUAGAAUGACUUCUUCAGGUUCUUCAACUUCACUUGAUCACCAUCCUCAGGAAUACCGCAAUCCCGAAACCGGAAUGUACUCUGAUGUAAUGGAGACUUUCUUAGAGUAACUUUGUAACUAGAUUCUUAUGCUAGUUUUCUUUCUUUCUCUUCCUAGUUUUCUUAGUUUAUAACUCUUGAUGUUCCUCUACUUUUUCUUUUUUCUUUUUAGGCCUUUGUUUUUUCCGCUUAUUCGACGUUUAACUCAACUUUCUUCACCAAUUUAUUGUAGCUUAUGGAAACAUAUAUUGUAGUUGAAGUUUCCUAAACCAGGUAAUUAUGUUUUGUCUCGUUUUGCA